AAAUAGUACGGUUCUCGAUCUCUUUUCUUCAACUUCGAUCCAGAUGGGGAACAUGAAAAUACCUAUUGCGAAAACAAGAACCAGGAAGCGAGUCUCUGACCCCGAUCUCACAAGCUCCGAUAAAAGGAAGCGGACCAACGAAGAUAUCGAUCUCGAUCUCGAUCUAUCCGACGAUCUCAAAGGGAUAGUGUCCGCGCUGAAUCAGAUCAAAGAGAGAGCUCAGAAGGACGAUCAGAAGAAGAAUGAAGAGACUAUCUCAAGUGUAUCGACUGAGAUAAGAACAAUGAUUGAGGAGGUGAAAUCUAAAUUUGAGAAGGACAGGCAAAGUUUUGCGAAAGCACUAUCGAAAAGCUCAAAAGAGUGUGAAAACUGUUUGAAGGACGAAACUGCCAAAUUCCAAGCACUUUACGAGAAAUUCACAAAAGAGAAAGCGACACAUCUCCAGGCCAUGAAAGAUACCAUUUCCAAAUUUGAAGAGGAGAAAGAAAGGCUAUUCGCAAAAUAUGAACAACUGAGAAAGAGAGAAAGGAGCCUGAUAUCUGAACAAGAGAAAGCUUGUGCUGAAAAGAUUGCUCAAUUGGAGGAGUCUUUGAAAAGGAAAAAGCAGGAUGAUAGGACUUUCAGCCUUUUGCGGAAGACUCUUGGUUCAUUUCUAGAAACUGGUUCAGAUGAGGACUUCCCAACUGAUGAUUGAAGGUAUUAACGGGUUGAGCUCUAAUGAAAACGUUCAAUAAUUCUCUUUAGUACUCUUAAAUCAGUCAAACAAUUUGAUGCAAUUAUCUAGUAUACAUUCUCGUACAGGCAAUAUAUCUUUUGAGGGUAGGUACUUCUCUUAACAGUCUAG
Messenger RNA from Cucurbita maxima (winter squash), 844 nucleotides. Its product is annotated as DNA ligase 1. The record is from RefSeq and is a predicted model, not a curated record. The transcript is spliced from 8 exons. The coding region runs from base 44 to 694 and encodes 216 amino acids. Lineage: Eukaryota; Viridiplantae; Streptophyta; Magnoliopsida; Cucurbitales; Cucurbitaceae.